This is a messenger RNA of Solanum dulcamara, 1215 nucleotides long. RefSeq names its product 4,5-DOPA dioxygenase extradiol-like. The record is from RefSeq and is a predicted model, not a curated record. The coding region runs from base 105 to 929 and encodes 274 amino acids. Lineage: Eukaryota; Viridiplantae; Streptophyta; Magnoliopsida; Solanales; Solanaceae. Gene Ontology annotation, molecular function: oxidoreductase activity, acting on single donors with incorporation of molecular oxygen; ferrous iron binding; zinc ion binding. The transcript has a single exon.
GAUAAAAGGAGGUUAGGGAUGGUUGGUAGGUGAGAUUGUAGGUGGGUGCAGUGUGAAUAAAUAGCUGAACCAAUCCUAGUAAAGAUAUUUGAGUUUGGAUCUUGAUGGAAAUGGGUAGCCAAAUUGCCAUCCCUGUGAAAGAAACCUUCUUCAUAUCACAUGGUUCGCCGAUGCUUUCAAUAGAUGAUUCUUUACCGGCUAGACAUUUCUUGAAAUGCUUCAGAGAGAAAGUCUUCACCCAGAAACCCAAUUCAAUUUUGGUGAUCUCUGGUCAUUGGGAAACUUCAGAGCCUACUGUGAAUUGCAUCACUGGCCUCAAUGACACUAUUUACGACUUCUACGGGUUUCCCCAACAGAUGUACCAGUUGAAAUACCAAGCACCAGGAGCUCCAAAGUUGGCCAAAAGGGUGAAGGAACUGCUCAAGUCAUCUGGCUUCAAUCAAGUGCACGAAGACAAUAACCGAGGCCUAGAUCACGGGGCAUGGGUGCCUCUUAUGCUCAUGUAUCCAGAGGCCGACAUCCCAGUCUGUCAGCUUUCUGUCCAGACAAACAAGGAUGGAACUUAUCACUUUAACAUUGGGAAAGCAUUGGCCCCUCUCAAGGAAGAGGGUGUUCUCAUAGUUGGUUCUGGAUCUGCAACUCACAACUUGAGGGCUUUGCGCGAUACGGCUGGCAUCGCUUCUUGGGCUGUGGAUUUCGACAAUUGGCUUAAGGAAUCCCUUGUUAAUGGAAGGUAUGAAGAUGUAAACAACUAUAUAACAAAAGCACCUUGUGCCAAAAUUGCACACCCAUGGCCUGACCACCUGUAUCCGUUACAUGUAGCAAUGGGUGCAGCUGGUAAAAAUGCCAAAGCUGAACUUAUUCAUCAUAGCUGGAGCAAACAUGCUCUUUCUUACGCCUCGUACAAGUUUGAGUCACAGCCUAAGUAGCAUGUCAUUGGAUACUUUACUUUAUCUGUCCACAAGCAUUUAAUGGCUUUAAUGUGUAUAUUUCUAUCGAAUGUCUUUCCCUCUUUACCUUGCCUUCUUGAAGUAAUGGUAAAGUCUAUAUACUCUGCCUUUUCUGUAUCUGACCUAGUGAGAUUUCAUGGGUAUGUUGUUGUAAUGUAUAUUUUAGGCAACGUUGAGAAGAGCAAAUGUUGGCAAAAACCAAUUUUUUUUUUAAAAGGGACCAUACUAAUCAAGCAGGACUCUGAGUUUAGGACAAUUCUUACAG